Molecule: messenger RNA, 2713 nt
Organism: Vitis riparia (riverbank grape)
Lineage: Eukaryota; Viridiplantae; Streptophyta; Magnoliopsida; Vitales; Vitaceae
Product: O-fucosyltransferase 35
Exons: 9
Coding region: 218-2122 (634 amino acids)
Cellular component (GO): cytoplasm; Golgi apparatus; chloroplast
Source: RefSeq, a predicted model, not a curated record
ACGGUUGUGCCCUCAGCGUUAAAGAAAAACUGGGAUUUUCUUUUCGUGAGGGAAAAAGGCCAGAGAUAAGGAGAAGGCAAAUCAUACAAAGAGGGAGAGGGAGAGAAGAGGUUGGCUGGUCGGCUGGUUGGGCAAUGGCAAUCUCAUUGAAUCGCCACAUUCCCCCAUAAAAAUCUGGGAUCACAAUCGGAUCUCAUCGCAGUACUCUCUCCUUUUCAUGGGUUUUCACCACAACGCUUCUGAUGGAGUCUCUCAGCGAGUCAAUAGCCCACGCUUCUCAGGUCCAAUGACUCGCCGAACUCAUUCGUUUAAACGCGGCAACAGCAGCGGGAACGCUCACAACAACGGUAGCAGCAAGGGGGGUGGUGGGUUCGAUCCCCACUACGAGAUUGAUGUGCAUCUCAACUCACCCAGAUCGGAAAUAUGUGGUAGCCCUGUUUCCGGUGAUGGGUUUGAUGUAGUUUUGGAAAGGAAGCAGACCCAUCAUGUGAACCAGAGAGUUCAUGGGGGCGUUCUGAAGAAUCAGCCCAAGAAGCAUGUUGGAUCUGCUGUUCUUGAUUUGGGGUUGAGGGAGAGGAAGAAGUUGGGGCAUUGGAUGUUCUUUGUGUUUUGUGGGGUGUGCUUGUUUUUGGGUGUUCUGAAGAUUUGUGCCACUGGGUGGUUUGGAUCUGCCAUUGAUAGGAUUGGGUCUCAUCAGGAUUUUUCUGACCCCCUCAACACUCAUCUAAAUGAAAUGGAUAAAAGCUCUCAUGAUUACGUAUAUAGGGAGGGAGGAAGUGAUGUUGAAAGAACUCUGAUGAUGGUAGCAUCAGGUGUGGUGAAUAGGCAGAAAAGCAUGGCUGAAAAUUCAGAUAUCUGGUCCAAACCCAACAGUGAGAAUUUCACCCAAUGCGUCAACCAGCCAAGAAUUCACAAAAAGCUGGAUGCGAAGACAAAUGGUUACAUUCUCAUUAAUGCUAAUGGUGGAUUGAAUCAGAUGAGAUUUGGGAUAUGUGAUAUGGUUGCCAUUGCAAAGGUCAUGAAGGCAACACUGGUUCUUCCUUCACUUGAUCACACAUCCUAUUGGGCUGAUGACAGUGACUUUAAGGAUCUGUUUGAUUGGCAACACUUCAUAAAGGCACUGAAAGAUGAUGUCCACAUAGUUGAGACAUUACCACCUGAUUAUGCUGGAAUUGAACCUUUCACAAAGACACCAAUAUCAUGGUCUAAGGUCAGUUACUACAAAACAGAGAUCCUCCCACUCUUGAAGCAGUACAAGGUUAUAUAUUUUACUCAUACUGAUUCCAGACUUGCCAACAAUGGUAUUCCAAGUUCCAUACAGAAACUGAGAUGUCGUGUAAAUUACAAAGCCUUGAAAUAUUCAUCCCUAAUAGAAGAACUUGGAAACACCUUGGUUUCAAGAAUGCGAGAGGGUGGAAACCCUUAUAUUGCUCUGCAUUUGAGGUAUGAGAAGGAUAUGCUUUCAUUCACAGGCUGCAGUCAUAAUUUGACAGCAGAAGAAGAUGAGGAACUACGUACAAUGCGAUAUGAGGUCAGUCAUUGGAAAGAGAAAGAGAUCAAUGGUACCGAGAGAAGGUUGCUUGGUGGCUGUCCCUUGACCCCCAGGGAGACUUCCCUUUUGCUCAAAGGGCUGGGUUUCCCAUCUAGCACCAGGAUUUAUUUGGUAGCUGGUGAAGCCUAUGGUAAAGGAAGUAUGCAAUAUCUAAUGAAUGACUUCCCCAACAUCUUCUCCCAUUCAACACUUUCCACUGAAGAAGAGUUGAGCCCUUUCAAGGAUCAUCAGAACAGACUGGCUGGAUUGGACUAUGUUGUUGCCCUUCAAAGCGACGUGUUUGUCUAUACCUAUGAUGGAAAUAUGGCAAAGGCUGUUCAAGGUCACAGGCGAUUUGAGAACUUCAAGAAGACUAUUAGCCCUGAAAAGAUGAAUUUUGUAAAACUUGUUGAUGACCUUGAUGAAGGAAAAAUCACUUGGAAGAAAUUCAGUUCCAAAGUGAAGAAGCUUCACAAAGACCGAGCUGGAGCACCAUACCUACGAGAGCCUGGAGAGUUUCCAAAGCUGGAGGAAAGUUUCUAUGCGAACCCACUUCCAGGAUGUAUAUGCGAAACAACACCGCAAAAGUAGAGACCAACCCUAGAAAGUUUUGUGCUACUUCAUCCCAAUGUGAGGGUUUAGCUGCAUGGAUGGUAGUUCCUAGGGUUUGUUGCCAUCUCUCAGGGCACAUUCUUGUUGAGUGGCAAUCUUGAGGUGCAGUGAGGCAGGAGAACAUCAGGUUGUUGGUUUCAAAGUCCCCAAGAGGAGUGAAACUGAUACAAUGGGGUUGCCAAAAAUGCAGCUUAACUUAAGGGUUGAUGGAAGAUAGAUGGGGUUUGAUCUGCUAUAUAGAAAGGAUACAACAGAAGUUAAAGAAACAUACCACUGAGUUUCUUCACUAUGAAAAACAGGAAAAAGAUACUGAGUUUUCUCCCUACUUAACUACACUGUAAAGAGCCAGCAAUGUAGAAUAUGAUGGAGAAGGUUCAUGUAUUGCAAUUUUAGGCAGAGUUGAGCAACUAGCUGAUUUGAAUUUCUUCUGAUAAUAUAGAGGAGUAUGAUUCCAAAGAAUAACAAGCUGCUUGAAAUUGCUUUAAUCAUGAAUAGAUGUCAUCGGGACAUGGUUAAUCUGUUUCCAUUUUCUAGAAAGUUGAAUUUGAAAAAGACAAAAUGUGAAAUUAA